Aspergillus versicolor CBS 583.65 is the source of this 1074-nucleotide messenger RNA. RefSeq names its product FPP/GGPP synthase family protein. The record is from RefSeq and is a predicted model, not a curated record. Gene Ontology annotation, molecular function: dimethylallyltranstransferase activity; (2E,6E)-farnesyl diphosphate synthase activity. Lineage: Eukaryota; Fungi; Ascomycota; Eurotiomycetes; Eurotiales; Aspergillaceae. Gene Ontology annotation, cellular component: cytoplasm. The coding region runs from base 1 to 1074 and encodes 357 amino acids. The transcript is spliced from 3 exons. Gene Ontology annotation, biological process: trans, trans-farnesyl diphosphate biosynthetic process.
AUGGUUGGCGUAACUACUGUCCAAGAACAAGAAUUCGACGCCUUAUGGCUGGUGUUGAAGAACGAGAUCAAGCAGUUCCUGAAAGAGAACAACAUGACCUGUGAGGUACUCGAGCGUCUCGACUGGUCCCUUGACACAAAUACACUCUCUGGCCGCCGCUCGCGUGGCCGCCAGGUUUGCAAUUCUGCACGGGUUCUGGCCGGAUCCUCCACUCCCAUCAGGAAGCAACAGGAGCUGGAGCUGAACACUCUGGGAUGGCUCGUCCAGCUCCAGAGUUCCUAUGUCUUCCUGUGCGACGAUAUCAUUGACGGCUCGCUCCUCCGCCGGGGCCAGCCCACUUGGUGGAGCCGUCCAGAGAUUGGCAAGACUGCUGUCAAUGAUGCAUUCUUGAUCAACUUCUGCAUAUACUUCCUACUUAAGAAGCACUUUAAGCAUCAUCCUGCUUAUACCUCCCUCUUUGAGCUGUUCCAGAAUAGCAGCUUCCUGACAGAGGCCGGACAGGCCGGCGAUCAUCUCGUCGGUGGCAACCCCGGCAACUUUGACCAGUUUACGAUGGAAAACUAUGAGCGGGUCAUCAAGGGCAAGACAGGCCACUAUAUCUGUUUGCCAGUUCUGGUGGCCUUGACUUAUCUGAAAAUGGACACGCCGAAGAACAUGGGUCAAUCGUGUGACACCUUGAUGGCCAUCUCCUAUUUCUUGCAGGUGCAGGAUGACUACCUAGAUGUUUUUGGUGAUCCAGCUGUGACUGGGAAGAUCGGCACGGACAUCCAGGAGAAUAAAUGCUCCUGGUUGAUUGUGCAGGCUUUGGAACGCUGCACCCCGGAGCAGCGAAAGGUGCUGCAGCGCUGCUAUGGACAGCCCGAUGACAAUCUGGCCGAGGAAGUCAAGCAGACCUUCAGAGGCCUGAAACUGGACCAGGUGUACAAGGAGUACGAGGAGAAGGCGCUGGUCGACUUAUCCAAGCAUAUUAAUUCCAUUGACGAGAGUGAAGGCUUGAAGAAGGAAGUCUUCUUGAUGUUUGGUGUCAAUCAUACCAACUACAAAAGCCAGUUUGAUGCUGUGGCGUCCAACUAG